Molecule: messenger RNA, 417 nt
Organism: Phytophthora sojae
Lineage: Eukaryota; Oomycota; Peronosporomycetes; Peronosporales; Peronosporaceae
Exons: 2
Coding region: 1-417 (138 amino acids)
Source: RefSeq, a predicted model, not a curated record
AUGGCGAGGGCGACAUCAAGUACGAGAGGCUACUUAGUACGGCAUGUGCCUUUCCCGGCUACUAUCCGCGCACUGCCACAUGUUCUCAAGACGAUUGAUGAGAUGUUGAUGUCGUUUGAGGAGGCGCUGGUGGCAGCGGCAAGGAUCAAGGACGGUGGGUGGGUAUUGCUGCUGCUGAGGCGUUACGAGUUCCCAUUCAAGAAUGAGUGUUUGCACUUCGCGGCGAUGUGUGCCGCUGCAAACAACCAGGAUGAAGUGGCCAAGCGGCUGAUCCAUGAUCUGGUCACUGCUCCGAGUGCUGUUGCAGACAGUGAAGAUGAUGCUGGGCGUGAUGCACGCGUAGUGAUACUGAAGAUGGCGUUUAAGUCUGGAAACUACGACUUCGUGAAGUCGCUCACGAGGACUGUGGCACCGUGA